ACGGACCCCUUGCUCUUUGCGCGUGCUCACGGUGUGUCCGUGGCGGGCCUCGCCGGCUGGGUGGCCUCAGAAAGGAGGCAUGAGGUGGCGCCCAUGGGCCACCAGGAGCCUGUGCUGUCCGUCAGUUACCAGGGGACAGGGAUCUGAGGAUGUUCAACAACAGAUACGACAGGGGCUCAGCUGAAGGACCCUGCGUGGUGAUGCGGACUCAGGGGCGGCCCUGGGCCAGUCUGUUUCUUCCUGGUGCUGCACAAGGACUGAGGGCAUCCUCGGGAUUUCUCAUGAAUGGUCCCCACCUUCAGAAGGUGUCCAGAGGGGCUCCUGUGUUGUCCAUGCUCCCCUUGUCUUUCUGACUCCCUACAACCCUUCACCCAUAGCCUCUUCCUCCCCUGCCAGGGUACCUCUUCCCAUUCGCCCAUUUUCCAAGGAUUCACUCCAUUCAACAGCAGUAAUCACAUUUCCACCUCCAACAAUCCCACUGGCAUCUUACAGUGUUGCAGGCUCAGGUGUCCAAAGCUCCAUCUUUAGGCCAGUCACUGAGGCUCUGCUGAGCAGGGGACCCUGGUGAGUGGGCCGGGGAGGAUCAGACCAGCCUGGUCUCACCCAACUUCCUAAAAGUUGAAAUAUUGCCACCAAAUGCCUGCUGAGCCCAGGGGAUAAUUGCAUCACAAUCAUGCAAUUGCAAGGAGCUAUGACCCCAGCCUCUAGCCAUCUGGGGCACAGAUAGAAGAGAACCUGAGAAGAGAGAUGCAUACCCAUGUGCUUGAACCCUUUGAGAUAUAGGCAAAAUGGAGAGACAGAUGGGGAUCGAAAUACCAACUUUAUUCCUGAUAAAAGCUGGAUUGGGGAUGUGGCUUAGAUAUGUGGCAAUAAAGGGACCCCCAACACUGAACUCCAGAACUGGGCUUAGUCGCAUGGCCUCAGGCUGCUCCAGCCCUCUCCCACACUAUGCAGGCCCCUGUCCUUGUGCACUUGAGCUUGGAGGAGCCAAUAGAGUCUUGGUCUCUGCAGGCAGGAUGACUCCAGGGAGGCCCAGCAAGGAGCAGGCUCACUCCCACUCCCAGUUAGAGAAGAGUCCCCUAGAAGAUGGGCAAGGACCGGGCCUUGAUUGAUUGAUGUUCCACCUCCUAGAAGGAGACAGUUCGGCAGGACUGGGUGCUCCCACUAAAUAUCCCAGGUGCCUGCUCUUCACUUAUCACUUCUACGUCCCUUGGAGGGUGGCCAGGUUCUCUAUUCUCAUGUCGCAGUGGUGCUGUUGCUGCAGCUGCCUCCUGUCCUGAAACUCUCUGGUCCAUGAUGCCAGUGACCUCAUCUCAGGGAUAGACUUCUGGUUCCCACACGGGGGUCCCAGGUUCAAGAAUCACCCCCACCAGUAGAGGGUCUUGACUGCAAAUUGUCCAGGUUCUUGGAGUUUUGAACAAAGAAUUGGACAAAGCGCACAGCAAAGCAAGAAAAGAAUGAAGCAACAAAAGAACGAAAGCAGGGAUUUAUUGAAAAUGGAAGUACACUCCACAGUGUGGGACCAAGCACGAGCCGUGUUCAGUGGUCUUGGAUACAGAAUCUUCUCUGGUCCAAAUACCCGCUAGAGGUUUCCCAUUGACCACUUGGUGCUCACCUCAUGUAAAUGAAGUGGUGGCCUGCAAUCAGUCUCAUUGGUUGCGGAAAGCAACCAAUCAAAGGCUGAAGUGAAGUUAUAAAGGUCACACUCCUGUGCAAAUCACAGGCUAAAGCGAAGUUACAAAGUUGCACUUCUAUGCAAAGGAAGACUUGGAGCAAGUCUUCUCGGUCACUUCUUGUUCUUUGAGGAAUGAUGAAUUAGAAUCUAAAUGGAAAAUCUGGGCAGAGAUAGAACCCCCAGUGGGAGCCACCCUGCCCUUCCAUGUCUAGAUCAUCUGGGUUCCAACCUCCAUUGGCCUCCAAUGAAAAGCUUUUAUCUUAACUUUGAAGUAAAGUUACAAAGUUACACCCCUAGGAAAACAUCUGAUUGGGUGCAAAAGAAACAACUAUACAUAGGUACUUUCAAUUUCCCAUUGCCCCACAGAAAAGGUGGAGGUUUGCAAAGGGAGUAGUCUCUGGACCUUUUGUUACUUAGGCAUGGAAAGUUAGGGUUUUCCUUUCAAUUUAGUUCUAUGAAGUUAGCAUGAAAUGGCCUUAGGUUCCCUGCCUCCAGACCCUAUUCUCCUGCCUCAGCCACACCACUGAAGUCUGAACUGAAGCUGCUCUUGGUGAAAUGUAUGAGGCCCAUGACCUGGCUGGGUGCCCUGCCUGUGGUCCUUCCUCAAUCACUGCCUCUCCUGCUUUUGAGUUUUCCAGGCUCCAGUAACUGGAACUACUUCUGUGACAGCAGAAACAUUCCCUAUUGCCUGUGCUCCUUGCAGCCAUGGACAAUGCCCCAGGAGUUCCAUUAUUUCCUUCUAAAUAAUCCAGCAGGAUUUUUAGAAGUUCACACGACUUCUUAAUUUGGUCCUGUCCCUUUCCCAACCCAGAUGUGUCUGACACUGUUUUCUGGAUCAAAGAAGCUUUGCUUUCUUCACAGAGGCCUACAGAUUCUCCAUAUACCAGCAGAGCAUGGUGCAUGCUCAUCUGUCUCCAACCUCAUCCGAUAAGAACGUCUCCUUUCCUGCUGCCAGGAGGUGCCCCAGCAUGGGCGUGUCUGCCCGCGAAGUUCAACCCUUAAGGAAUCCCCUGCCAACCUGUGGCUCAUUGGUCUGGAAUUCCAGGUGCUGCUCUUAGCAGCACCUAAGCACAUCCAGGGAAAAGCUGGCACCUUUAUGUCAGUGCCGCUCAGUGGCCUGGGCCUGCCUGCUGCCCAGAGGCAGCGAGAGGGGAGAAUGUGAACCAUACCAGAGCAUACUGGUGUGGUCCAUGCCAGGCUUUCUUGGGGCCAGUGUGCCUCAUAGAGACUGGGAUCAAAGGACAGCUGUGCCAGACAGAGGCUCAGCUUACCAGCCCUUCAGCCCCAUAAAGUUGGGGAGUCAUGAGGGGUAGCAAGAGUAAGAGAAAGAGAGAGAGACCUACAGGUGUGCAGUGCCUGAUAGAAACAGUGACCUUGCGCACCGGAAAAGCUGUCCUCACCAGUGUCCUGAUGCCUGGUCAUUCACUCAUGGGGAAAAGAAGGGCAGAAGUAGAGUGAGGGUAGAAAACUCCCUCCCCGACAUUUUCAAAUGUACCUGGACAAGCAUCCUUAUUCACAGCUGGAAAAAGUUGGAUUCAGUAGAAUGCCAUUUUGAAAACAUCGUUCUGAAGCGCUAACCCCUCUCGCCCCUGAAUCCUCACUGGCUUCCACCCUCUGCUGACUUUGGGCCUCGGAUUCCAGUGCCCCCAGGCUCCCAGCUGCCUCCCUGUCCCUGCCCCAUGGUUCUGCGUGGAGUUCUGGUCCCUGGUUGUGUCCUGUGGCCCCAUUCUCAUGUGCCCUUUGCUUCUGUUUCUUUACCUAUGACUUUAUACUGAUGUAGAGCAAGUCUUCUCGGUCACUUCUUGUUCUCUGAGGAAUGAUGAAUCAGAAUCUAAAUGGAAAAUCUGGGCAGAGAUAGAACCCCCAGCAGGAGCCACCCUGCCCUUCCAUGUCUAGAUCAUCUGGGUUCCAACCUCCAUCCACCUCCAAUGAAAAGCUUUUGUCUUCUCAAGAUUCCAGUUACUUCUCCGAAGUUCUCUUCACCCCUGGCUGUUGCGAGGUGGCCCCAUAGUCAAGAUUCCUUAAGCUCUUGCACGUAAAAUGUUUGCCUUUCUUACCAUGCUGGCUCCAGCCUCUGGUCCCAGGGGUGCGGACAGUUCUCUCUUACGUCUGGUUGAUUUCCAGGAAGGCUAAGAACACUCUCCCCAGGUUACAAUGCCGAGCAUUUUGGUUCUCUCCAGCCCUGGGUCCCAAUGUUGAGACCUACCUUAGUCCAGUUCAGGCUCUCCGAUGGGCCUGAGAGAAGAUUUAAAAGUUUCUGGCUUUACCCUCUAACCCUCCAACCUUCCAUCCCCCACCCCCAGCCAUCUCAGCAAGGGGAAGGGGCAAACAUGGAGACUCCCCCCAGCUCCCAUGUAAACUAUGCCCCCUCUGAGAGGACAGAGCAGCUAAGGACAAUUUUGGUUCAAGGAAAUUUGUUUGUUGUUCAUUGCAUAAACAAGUGGACUUCUGGGAGCUGGCCCUGCUUGUUCCCUGGGCCCUCCUUCUCUGGUCCUGCAGGUCUUGCUGCUUGUCAGGCCUCUCCUCCAACCCUCUGCCACAUUUCAGAAAAGCUGAGAACCCCUUGGAGUGAAAAAGGAGGAGAAACACAGUGUUCAUAGCCAGCAGGAGGUUAAAUAAAUACUUUCACUUCUCUUUUCCCCAUUUGGGCGGAGCCCUUUCUGAGUCAGUCUGUCGGCCGACUUCCUGCUUAGGGCCUGGGCAGCCACACUGCACACAGGCUGGGCCCACGAAGGGGCUCAGAGGCCAGGCUCUGAGGCCCAGGCAGGGCCUAGGGUGAGAAGAUGGCAGAUGGUGGCGGCGACCUGAGCACCAGGAGUCUGAAUGAAUGUAUUUCACCAAUAGCGAAUGAGACGAACCAUCUUCCUGCACACAGCCACGGUUUGCAAAGGAUGUUCACAGAAGACCAGGAUGUAGAUGAGGGACUUCUCUGUGACGCUGUAUUCAAGCACUUCAAAAGACAUAAGGUGGAGAUUUCAAAUGCAAUAAAAAAGACAUUUCCAUUCCUUGAGGGCCUCCGUGACCGUGAACUCAUCACAAAUAAAAUGUUUGACGAUUCUCAAGAUUCUUGUAGAAACCUGGUCCCUGUACAGAGAGUAGUGUACAAUGUUCUCAGUGAACUGGAGAAGAUGUUUAGCCUGCCAGUUCUGGAAGCACUGUUCAGCGAGGUCAACCUGCAGGAAUACCCCGAUUUAAUUCACAUUUAUGAAAGCUUCAAAAAUGUAAUCCAAGACAAAUUGCCUCUCCGAGAAAGUGAUGGAGAAGAGAGGGAGGAGAGGCCUGGCAUCCAACUAAGUCUUGAACAAGGAACUGGUGAAAACUCUUUUCAAAGCCUGACUUGGCCCCGUUGGGAUUCCCCAUCUCAUGAUGGUACAACCCCACCUGAAAAUGGACUCUCAGAGCACCCCUGUGAAACAGAAGAGAUAAAUGCAGACAGAAAAGAUACAACCAGUGACAAAAAUGGUUCGCUAGGAAGCCAACAAACAAAUGAACAAAGUGCCCAAAAGACUGAGCCAACAGAAUCCUGUGAACAAGUCGCUGUCCAAGUGAGUAAUGGGGAUGCUGGAAGGGAGACGCCCUGCCCAUUGCCCUGUGAUGAAGAAGGGGCAGAGCCACACAACCAUGGAAUCCAAAUUAAUUCCUGUUCUGUGCGACUGGUGGAUAUAAAAAAGGAAAAACCAUAUCGUACUUCAAAUGCUGAAUGCCGAGCCCAGGCAUCUGACAUAAUAGUCAUCAGCAGUGACGACUCUGAAGGAUUCACCGAUGUUGAUGAGCCCCUAGAAGUCUUCAUCUCACCAGUGAGAAGUAAGCCUGUGAUCAAUAAUGACAACUCUUUAGAAUCAAAUGAGGAAAAGGAGGGCCAAGAAGCCACUUGCUCACGACCCCAGACUGUACCAGAGCCCAUGGAUUCCAGAAAAUCAUCUAUAUUCAGAGAAGGGUUUAGGAAAAGAGAAUAUUCUUCUGGCUUGGUUCCCUUAUCAUACAUUGAGACCUCCAAAGGACAUUUGCUCCUUUCUGCAGUGAUAGGACAAGACUGCAACUUUUCAGACUCCAGCGAGGAGGAGGCGCUCCCAGAAGUCUUAAGCAGGGCACUGAGAAGCAAGCAUGGUGAGAAGGAUCCUGUGACUUCUAGAAGUACAUCUACUUGGGGAAUACCCAACAGGAAGAGACGUUUCAGCAGCAGUGACUUUUCAGAGCUGAGUAAUGGAGAAGAGCUUCAGGAAACCUGCAGCUCAUCCCUAAGACGUGGGUCAGGAUCAGAGCUACAAGGACCUGAAAAUGAGAAGUGUCCCUGUGUCAUGUGUUUUCCAAAAGGUGUGCCAAGAAGCCAAGAAGCAAGGACUGAAAAUAGUCAAGCAUCUGAUAUGAUGGAUACCAUGGAUGUUGAAAACAAUUCUACUUUGGAAAAACACAGUGGGAAAAGAAGAAAAAAGAGAAAACAUAUACUUAAAGUAAAUGGUCUCCAAAGAGGGAGAAAGAAACACAGACAUAGAAAACACUUAACUCGGAAUAACAAAGUCCCAAAGGAAAGACGGCAACCAAGAGGAAGAAAAACCAACAAUAGACCUUUGAAAAGAAGAAGAAAAAGAGGUCCAAGAAUUCCCAGAGAUAAAAAUAUUAAUUUUAAACAACCUGCACUUCCUGUGACCUGUGGUGACGUGAAGGGCACUCUAUAUAAGGAGCGAUUCAAACAAGGAAUCUCAAAGAAAUGUAUACAGAGUGAGGAUGGAAGGUGGUUCACUCCCAGGGAAUUCGAAAUUGAAGGAGGCCGCGAAGCAUCCAAAAACUGGAAGCUAAGUAUACGCUGCGGUGGAUACACCCUGAAGUUCCUGAUGGAGAAAGAAUUUCUGCCAGAACCAACAAGCACAAGAAAAAAGAGAAUACUGGAGUCUCACAACAAUACCUUAGUUGACCCUUGUGAGGAGCAUGAGAAGAAGAACCCAGAUGCUUCCGUCGACUUCUCAGAAUUUGUUAAGAAGUGCUCAGAGAUGUGGAAGACCAUUUUUGCUAAAGAGAGAGGAAAAUUUGAAGAUAUGGCAAAGGCGGACAAGGCCCGUUAUGAAAGAGAAAUGAAAACCCGUAUCCCUCCUAAAGGGGAGAAAAAAAAGUUCAAGGAUCCCAGUGCACCCAGGCGUCCUCCUUUGGCCUUUUUCAUGUUCUGCUCUAAGAAUCGCCCAAAAAUCAAAGGAGAACAUCCUGGCCUGUCCAUUGAUGGUGUUGUGAAGAAACUAGCAGAGAUGUGGAAUAACACUGCUGUAGCUGACAAGCAGUUUUAUAAAAAGGUGGCUGCGAAGCUGAAGGAAAAAUACAAAAAGGAUAUUGCUGCAUAUCGAGCUAAAGGAAAGCCUAAUUCAGCAAAAAACGGAGUUGUCAAGGCUGAGAAAAGCAAGAAAAAGAAGGAAGAGGAAGAAGAUGAAGAUGAAGAAGAAGAUGAUGAUGAAUAAGUUGGUUCUAGCGCAAUUUUUUUCUUAUCUACAAAGCAUUUAAGCCACCUGUACACAACUCACUCCCUUUAAAGAAAAAAACUUAAAUGCAAGACUGUGUAACAUUUGUUUUUAAACUGUACGCUGUCUUUUUUUGUAUAGUUAACCACUACCGAAUGUGUCUUUAGAGAGCCCUGUCCUGGUGGUAUUUUCAAUAGCCGCUAACCUUGCCUGAUACAGUAUGGGGGCUGUAAAUUGGCAUGGAAAUUUAAAGCAGAUUCUUGUUAGUGCACAGCACAAAUUAGUUUUAUAUGAGGAUGGUAGUUUUUUCAUCUUCAGUUGUCUCUGAUGCAGCUUAUAUAAAAUAAUUGCUGUUCUGUUAACUGAAUACCACGCUGUAAUUGAAAAAAAAAACAAAAACAAAAAAAACCGUUGCAGCUGUUUUGUUGACAUUCUGAAUGCUUCUAAGUAAAUAAAAUUUUUUUAAAAACUCUAUGAGGGAACUGUGUAGACAAGGUAUCAGGUCGGUCUUCUUCCAUGUCUAUUGGUUCUACAAAGCCAAUCUCAAUCCCUCAAAACAAUGGUGUCAUACUUGAAAAUACGACACCCUAGUCAAAGCCUUGGUAAAAUAAUCAGUGUUUCCAAUCUGUCCUGUUACAAAAGAAACAGAUUAUUAUUGAAUUUGUGCAAA
Molecule: messenger RNA, 7789 nt
Organism: Macaca mulatta (Rhesus monkey)
Lineage: Eukaryota; Metazoa; Chordata; Mammalia; Primates; Cercopithecidae
Gene: SP100
Product: SP100 nuclear antigen
Biological process (GO): regulation of transcription by RNA polymerase II
Cellular component (GO): nucleus
Molecular function (GO): protein binding; DNA binding; DNA-binding transcription factor activity, RNA polymerase II-specific
Source: RefSeq, a predicted model, not a curated record